This is a messenger RNA of Torulaspora globosa, 3240 nucleotides long. RefSeq lists its product as uncharacterized. The record is from RefSeq and is a predicted model, not a curated record. Lineage: Eukaryota; Fungi; Ascomycota; Saccharomycetes; Saccharomycetales; Saccharomycetaceae. Bases 1 to 3240 code for a protein of 1079 amino acids. The transcript has a single exon.
AUGGAUAACCUCAAAGCGCUCGAUCAGGUUUUGAGGGUUGAAAAAAGCUCAGUGCCACCGAGACGGACAGGCAUUCUGUAUAGUACAAAGCUGGAAGGCUCAAUUCGAUUUCUAGGAUGUCAAAGACUACAUGAUGAACGGCAUUACGUUGUUUGCACUAGCGAGGGCCUUCACUUAUUUGAUAGGACUGUUUUGAAGGCAAGUUAUGGCUCUUUUGGUCGCUGCUUCUCCUAUCUCUAUGUGGAAACAGAGACCAAAGAUCUGGCACCUCUUCACGCUAUGUUUAUGAGCGACGGUCAUGUCCAGUUAUUCGAAAUUGACCAUCACUCAAUUGAGCUGCAUACGAGCUUCUCAAUUUCUCAUCAACCUGUGGAUUAUGGUAGAGCUUUUAUUUCAGCAGCCAGUUCCGGUGCAAUCUACGUCUCUUUUGAUUCUCAAACCAUUUUCCAAUGCAACAAGGUGGGGAAUCUACGGGAGAUAUAUAAGGUCGGAAUGGGCGAGCUUAUGUCUUUCUUCUUUAUGAGAAAUGGCGCAUUUUUAUUCUGUUUGUACCGGCAUAAGUCAACAGGUCACUUUUACAUUGAAAUCGCUAAGUUUACUACCGAUAAAUGCUUUGGAGAUGAUGAAGAGGAUGAUUCUUUCUACCUGCCCUCUGGAACGUACAUCACGUCUAAUAGACAUCGUUUGAAGGCGGCCGAUCAAACAAACUGCUACUUCAAGAACCUAAAUGAUGUUUGUGCCAUUUGCAUCACUUCACAGCACACAUACAUACUCGAACCUGAAUCCCCAUUAGUUACUGUGAAAAAUCUUAGAGGCCUUAAUUUGAGGGACGCCAUUGGUGUUAAUGGAUCGGCAUACUUAAUUGAGUCUCGGAACCAGUAUGUCGUGAGAGCCAGUGUUUUUGAUGGUUCUGGAAAUGUGAUGGAAUCAGCUAUUGAGCUCCGCCCUAAAGUACCCCAGAGAGCCACAUGGACUCAAACUCCCUUGCUAGCAGGUCAGACUUUUGAACAAGAUGAACUGAGCUUCGUCGAUCAACUUUUCACCCAGAACUUUAGUUCGUAUUUGUUAGUAUCGAGUUUAACGGGCGUUAGUAUUGUGGAUCGAAUGAAACACUCCAUAUCGAUCAUCCUGCCAGGGCAAUCGAAAAAGGUCUCUGACGGUAAUUGCAUUCCAAAGGACGGCUCAGAUCUCGACUCUCAUAUAUUCUGUGGAGCAUAUACUAAGAGCCAUGGCUUCAUUGAGAAGCGAACAUUAGUAUACGAGACCGACAUAAUUCAGCCAAUUGCAAAAAAACAGCUCUUACAUCACCCUGUGGUUAACUUGUGGGAUAUAGAUCGCGGACUACUCUAUGAAUCCAUGGGUUAUCUGUAUAGUACUAUCACGGAUAAGAGAAUCAUAUACUUUGAGAAUAGCCUUUGGCUAACAAGAAAUAAUGUAAAGAUAGAUGUUCUGCAAGAGGGAACUGUUUCGGUUUCCGAAAUAGAUGUAGCCGCUGAGGGAACGACGUGCUGCGUUUCAGUCAUCUCAGUAGAUGGGAUUCUCAAGGUGCUCGAUUACCGAGACAGCGAACAGUCGGAAAUUCUGCUUUCUUUGGAUUUAGGUGUGACUAAUAUUCAAAAUGGCAAGUCUGCCGUUCUUUAUAGCGCUGAUGAUAAUUGCUAUUACGCUAUCUGUUACCAUGCUCACGGCUGUCUCAAGUUUUUCCGUGACGCAGUUCGAAUUAGAAUCCAGAGUAUGGGAAUGGAUUACUUCCUAUCAGAUUUACUUCUGAAAUCUGCAAAUGGUGGCCUUUACGUCGUUCUCACUAGCAUCGAUGGGCGGGCCAAGGUUCUCGAGUGGGAAAGUGGUAAAUGCGUGCUUGACAUAUCAGCUUCGUCCGGGUCCAGCGUUAAGAUCCUCGAUUUGGGCAGGAGAUCACCAUGCGUGCUAUUUUAUAACGAGAACGAUUGUAUCCUUGCCAAUCUCGAUGGCAUGGUCUAUGGAAGGCUGGAUAUCGGUACUCGUCCAGUGAAGAUCAUAACGGCAAGCUCUGAAAGUGAGGGAAUGGUAUAUCUUCUCGACGAUAAUGGCUGUUUAAACACCCUAAGGUUUUUGUCAUGUUAUGAUUAUCGGUCUAGGAUGUUAUCAACUGUAUGGAAAUCUGACCUCUAUGAUUUGCCUGACUGUGUGCCAAUGCGUCUUCUGCCAUUUUCCGACCCAGCACUGGCUGUCCUAAUCCUAAAAUUCAAAGAGACAGGACGCCUGAGUGCUAGCCUUUUCGAUUACGACAAGAUGUGUCUCGUCGACAGUCAGGACCUUGGCACAAGUGACUCUCACUUGUCAAAUGUUUUACUUCGGAGCCUUGAUGAUGAUAGCAUACCUUCAGAAUCGUUACGGAUAUUUAUGAAAAGAUUUCUUAUCAUCUGUUGCGCAACAGACAGAGAAUCGAACAUUCACGUUCUCCAUUUAAAUGGCUACAAGCUUGAGCGUUUACACUCUGAGCAACUGCCUUUCCCUGUCUUAUCGAUCUGCUUGAUAAAAGCCGGUACUAAGAUCCUGUUGGGAGGGAGUCAGACAGUCAGCUACGAGAUAAAAUAUGAGCCUAAAGAACACGUAAUAACAUUGAACCGCAUGGCGACGAACCUUGUUGGAAAAUCUGCAGAGCACCUGCGACCGCCUCUGUUUUAUUCCUGCAGAAAUAACUCAUGUAUGGCUAUAUCCCUGCUUGGGCAUUACUGCGAGUUUGAUUUCUCAUCUAGUGAAAUGGGAGGAAGCCAGGUAUGCUCACAUCGCAGACUGGCUCGUUUCGGAUCCUAUCCAUUAGUACAGGUAGUGACCAAGAGGUUGCCGAACCGAAGGGACGUCGGCCUUCAAUCCGAGGCUUCAACAAAGGGAUCUUCAUUCAAGACGAGUGCGGAUAUUCUCAGGACUUUGUCGGCUUCGCUUACCACCGGUCCUGAGGAAUUCUACAUGCUUACCAUUGAUUGUGGCGGCUACGUGAACCUAUACAACGGAGCAGCGGAUGCACCAAUAGGUCACUUCCGUCUUACGAGCCCCAUGCUCAGUGCUUCUCCAAUAGCCACACAACAUGUCGGCCUGCAGCUAGGCCGUUUGCCUGGGAGGCGGAAGGACACGCGGUCGCUCUUCAUGAUAACCUGUACGGACGGCCUCGCUUACAUCGUGAGCGAGGCCUACGGCUUCGCAAAAUCGGACUUGGGGGACGCCCGCCUGCUCGCCAUAGGCUCCACCACUAGCGGGUAA